CACACGGUGGCGUAGGAGGGUUCCAGAGCCAAGGCAUUAUCACAGCGUCCCCAAGCCCCGGAUUCCGCGACAGCGCUCAGCCUCCGAGCCUGAACGUACAACAAGCUGCACAGAGAAGCGCUACAGGCCGCCAGGGCCACCCGCACUUCGAUAUAAAAGCAAGGACGACCCACAAGAAAAGGAAAAGGAAAGACCCCUCAGCGGCGCGAGACCCAAGAGACGCAAGACACCGCACUUAGACACGGCCUCCCUGGCCGGAAGUGAGGAGCAUUGGCUCCGCCCCCCGAGUUCGGUACCUCGCGAGACUUCGCGUAGGCUUCCUUCUUUCGUUUCGGCCGCCGACAUGCCGUCCAGACUGAGGAAGACCCGUAAACUUCGGGGCCACGUGAGCCACGGCCACGGCCGAAUCGGCAAACACCGGAAGCACCCGGGAGGCCGGGGAAAUGCUGGUGGUCUGCUUCACCACAGGAUCAACUUUGAUAAAUAUCACCCAGGUUACUUUGGGAAAGUUGGUAUGAGACAUUACCACUUAAAGAGGAACCAGAGCUUCUGCCCAACUGUCAAUCUUGAUAAACUGUGGACCUUGGUCAGUGAGCAGACACGGUUAAAUGCUGCCAAAAACAAGACUGGAGUUGCUCCUAUCAUUGAUGUGGUGCGAUCGGGUUACUACAAAGUUCUGGGAAAGGGAAAGCUCCCAAAGCAGCCUGUCAUCGUGAAGGCCAAAUUCUUCAGCAGAAGAGCUGAGGAGAAGAUUAAAGGUGUUGGGGGUGCCUGUGUCCUGGUAGCUUGAAGCCACAUGAAGGGACAUUCAUUAAAUGAUGAUACGUGCUUUUCUCUUCUGGUA
Messenger RNA from Manis javanica (Malayan pangolin), 844 nucleotides. It is a transcript of the gene RPL27A, whose product is annotated as ribosomal protein L27a. Gene Ontology annotation, molecular function: structural constituent of ribosome. Gene Ontology annotation, biological process: translation. The record is from RefSeq and is a predicted model, not a curated record. Gene Ontology annotation, cellular component: ribosome; cytosolic large ribosomal subunit. Lineage: Eukaryota; Metazoa; Chordata; Mammalia; Pholidota; Manidae.